Nerophis lumbriciformis (worm pipefish) is the source of this 1002-nucleotide messenger RNA. It is a transcript of the gene hspb9l, whose product is annotated as heat shock protein, alpha-crystallin-related, b9-like. Gene Ontology annotation, cellular component: cytoplasm; nucleus. Lineage: Eukaryota; Metazoa; Chordata; Actinopteri; Syngnathiformes; Syngnathidae. The record is from RefSeq and is a predicted model, not a curated record. Gene Ontology annotation, biological process: response to heat; protein refolding.
GACCCCAAGCUGUGAUCUGAAGAAAACAAGAAAAGAAGCAGUAUGUUGUGCCCCAGCGUCUUCCAGCCGUCCGCCGUCGCCAUGACACCGUUUAUGGACAUGCACUGGCCCGUCCGCAGCCUGUGGCCUGAGGCGCGUCCUCUCUUCUACCACAUCGAGCAGGAGAUGCUCCGCCAUAUGCAGGAGAUGCGACAGAGCAUGGAGUACAUGGAGCGGCUGCACCAGAAGAUCUUCGACGAGAUCGACCACACGCCGGCAUCCGCCACCUUCAAACCCAUCGCCUUCCACGAGCUGAGGCCCAGCAGCGGCAGCUUUGCGCUCAGCCUGGACACCAAGGAGUUCUCCCCUGAGGAGCUAUCGGUCAAGCAGGUGGGCAGGAAGCUGAGGGUGAGCGGCAAGACGGAGAAGAAGCAGGACGACGGAAAGGGUUCCUAUUCGUACAAGUGUCAGGAGUUCAGGCAGGAGUUUGACUUGCCGGAUGGCGUCGACCCUGAGACCGUCAGCUGCUCACUGGUGGGAGGUCAGCUGCAGAUCCAGGCGCCACGGGAGAAAGCAGUCAGUGACGGUAAGGCGAGAGUGGUGCCCAUCACCGUCACGUCCACUCCGGCAAUCACAACGUCCACCGUGUCCUCUGAGGGGUCAGAGGUCAAUGGCCCUUCUUCGACAGAGAACUGAGAAUUACAAGUGUGAAACCUCUUCUUUGUUUGAAUCUGAAUCAAAAAAGCCUGUUUUAAAACAAAUUCAACCAGCCAACAAGUAUGGACAAUAUGAAAGCACUGAGUCGCUUUCUAUUUCUAAAAAUGAUGGAUGAUGCCUUCACUGACAUUCUUUUCUUUGUGUAUGUAUGCAUGUCACAGCACUGUCAAAAUAAGUUGUUUUGAUCAAAUGUGGCGCCCUUUUAAAAAAUAAAUGUUUUUCAGUACACAAAGUGUACAAAAUGGUGUUCAAAAUGUUGAAUAUAGAAAUAAACAAUAGUGAUAAUAGAUACAUGUAAAUGUAAUU